Molecule: messenger RNA, 2964 nt
Organism: Triticum aestivum (bread wheat)
Lineage: Eukaryota; Viridiplantae; Streptophyta; Magnoliopsida; Poales; Poaceae
Exons: 11
Coding region: 1-2964 (987 amino acids)
Source: RefSeq, a predicted model, not a curated record
AUGCGCUCCCACGUCGCGCCCAGCGCCUCCACCAGCCCCACGGCCCGCCUGGCCCAACCGAGGCCCGCCCGGGCCAGAUCCCCUUCGCUCGCAGCCGCCAAGGCUGUUCCUCCUCGAUCCGACCUGGAUCGGGAGGGAGCCGGAGCGCUGCUCUUCCCCGCCGCGCCGGCGAGUCCGCCUGCCUGCGGCCGUCGUCGGAGCCGUCGGUCGCUGCCGCCCCAGGUCAUUAAUGCCGCCGCCCGGCCCUCGAUUCCUCUCUGCUCCUUCUCCUCACUAUCUCUCUCCCUCCCUCUGUUGCCGCAGGAAACCACCGGCGUCAUUUGGAGCUUCCGCUGCCGCCGUCGAUCAUCGAUGGGCACGCCGACCCCGGAUCCGGCCACUACGGCCUCCUCCCCGCCGGAUCCGAGGGAUCCCGUCCUUCCCGCUUCGUCCCGUUGCCGGAGUCUGCAAGCCGCCGCCGCUCGUCCUCGUCGGGAGGAGGACGACGCCAUCUACGUCGCUGGCCUCGUCCACGCACGGCGAGCGCGGGCGACGUGCUUGUUCGCGCAGGGCGACGGCGUCGGCGGCGGCGGCGGCCCAGGGCGGAUCUCCAUUCUCCGGCCAUCUAUGGCUCCCCCCGAUGAUGUUGCAGGUAACUCUGGUGAGAAUGAGGGGAGUAAGAAGGCUAAGAAGAAGAUUAAGAAGAAAGGCAAUCUAUGUGGCUUUAAGUCAAGGUUUAACUCAAAAAGGCUGGCUCAGAUUGGGAAGCAAAUAUCACCGGAAAAACAGAGAAUCAUAAGGGAGGGAGCGUUUGGGGACUUGUUGGACAUCCGGUCUUUCAAGGUGCCCCAUGAGCUCAUUGAGUUUGUUGCGAUGAACACGAAUCACGUACUCUCUGAGUUCAAACACAAGAACAAAUCUAUCACCUUCAGCAAGCUUAUGGUGAAAAGGAUUUUCAACGUGCCAUCCGGUGAUAGACCCGUGAAGAUUCUAAAGAAGAGUGAUGAACAUGAUCUUCGCAACAUUUACAAGGAGGGGAACAGGGCUCCAAUCGCCCAUGUUGUCAAGUUGCUCACUAGUUGCAGUGAGGAGGACGUGGAUAUGAUAAAUAGGACUUGGGCACUCCUUGCGUUGGCAACAGUUUUGUGCCCAGGCACGGGCAAUAUGGUGAACCUUGAGUAUCUUGCUUCCUUGGAAGAUAUGUCUUUGGUGCAUGAGUUCGCUUGGGAUGAGCACUUGUUGGCACGAGCGAUGGAGGAGGUUGGAGUCUUUCAAGAGAAGAAGAGGAUGCAAGCAAACGCAGAAAAAGAGUUCCAGAUUGCUUCAUGCCUCCCCAUGUUAGCGAUCCGGAGUUUGUGCAACACCCCCUAUGCAGCACAACUUGUGGGACAGGAAGUUGGUGCUGAAGCAGCUAGUGGGCAGGGAGGUGGUGCUGAAGCACCUAGUGGCCAAGGAAUUAGUGGCCAAGGAAGCCAAGUUCAAGGUGCUGAAAAUCAAGCAAAGAACUCUCAAUCAAACGAGGCUCAACAAAAUGUUGAUGCUGAACCACACCUAUCAUCAUCGCUGAACGAGUGGCUGCAGCAAUCAUUCCCUAGCAUGCAAGAUCUAAGGGUACCAACUCAGUUUCAAAUGCUUUACGACAAGCACAAGGGUAUUUUUGCAGCGGAGGUGGAUGAUGUUGUAGGCAAGUUUGGACAGUGUUUAAAGGGAUUGCAGUGCAGCCGGAUGGCUGCCCUCCUUCGCGAUGUUGGAGACGCCGUCACAGCUACCAGUGAGCCCAACUUCUCCUUCGAAGCACCUAUCAUGGACGAAUGUCGCGGAAAAGAGAAUGAUGCUAAAGCUGCAAAUGAUGGCAUUGGUGCUCAAGCUCAAGCUGAAGGUACAACACCUAGCAUUAACAAGGAUGAAGUCACCGGAUUGAAGCAACAAGUAGCAACCGAGGCUGCUGAAACUCGUGAGCAACAAAUAGUGAGUUUCGAGAUGGAAGGGAACGUCUCACCUCACAGCCCCCCACUCUUCUAUGAUGCACCCAGGAGUGCGACAGCUGGCAUUUGGGACGACGAGCCAUCCUGUGAGUUGUUCCCAAAGGGCUCCGAAGACUACGAGAUGAUGCAUUGCACGGAUGAGCCUAUAACCAAGAAAAGCACAGUCAGCCCCAUAUUUGAAAACAUCCCCGUGUUCCCUGUUUCAGACGAUGAUGACAGCCCAACUCCUAAUAUGGUCGCUACAGAAGAGCAUUUUGUUGAGGCAAGCAGUGGCCCUAGCACACAUGACAAGAACACUAGGAAGAAGAGGAUGGCCAAAGUUCCAGCGGUAAAAAAUACCAAGGCAAAGAAGCAAAAGGUUGAUGCAGCUGCAGCCAUGUAUGAGAAGUAUGUAAAGCAUGGGAAACCAUUGAGGAGAUCACAUGCCAAUGAACAAGUGACACCUUUCAUCAAGAUGGGUGGAUUUUACAUUGGAUACAAGAAAUUCCUGGUAUGCUUCAAGCCUCGUGGGGAUAUGAAUGAUGAGGUUAUGUCCCUAUGCAUCGAGAUGAACAACAUGACAUCCCGUGCAGCAAGUGGUACGAAUCGGAAGAAAUACAUGUUCUCAGUCCACGCGGGGAUGCUACUAAAACAAGACCCAACAACCUUCCAACCAGCAAAACUCAUACCCGAGCUUGAAAGGGCUGUGACAAAGUUCAAGGCGAAUAAAUAUGACCUCAUCACAAACUUUGCAGCCCUCGCACAAGAGUACAGCCAAUUCAAUGUCGAUGUUGGAUCCUUCGCCCGUGUUGACCUAGAGGAUUACCCAAAGCAAGAUAACCUAUGUGAUUGUGGCUUUUUCGGGCUCAAAUAUGUGGAGAACUUUGAUGGAAAGUCAAUGAAAGAGUUCAAUCAGGAAGACGUGGCGCGAUACCGCAUGGAUGUGGUGCACAACCUUUGCACUCACCCAAUGAACAAUGCCCCAAUGGAGCGGGCAUUCAAUGAAGAGUUGGCGGCUUAA